AUGAAGUUUCUCCGCUUCCCGAUGCUAGUUAUGAAAGAUAUUUUAAGAAACAUGGAUCCUAUUGUAUUAAUCAACCUAUCCUUACUCUCUAAGAAAAUGUCCAUCCUGAUUUCGUUUGGAGACUCAUCUCGAUUUAAAAUAUCAUUAGGUGACUACCUAACCAUUUCUUGCGGUCUAGAAUCUUAUAAUAUUUAUUUGUGUCGAGGAAAAUCAAAUGUUGUGGCGGUGAAAUGUUUUGGAGGAAUGUCCAGUGUGAAUUGGAAUGAUACAUGGCCUAAACUCUUAUUUCACAUUCUAAAAGUCUUCAAGUGUCCAAUCACGACAGUCACUGGAUUCCUAUUGGGUCCUGUUAAGUUCAAAGAGGCUAUGCAGCAAGUGAUCCGUGGAAAUUUUGAGAUACAAGACAUGGACCUGAAAAACUCUUCGAUGGAGAGCGAUGUGUUGGGAAGAAUGUUUGAAGAGGCGAACGUCACUGGUACAUUGACUCUUAACCGGGAGUAUGAGUCAACCAUGCAGUGCCCGAAGAAUUUGAAGUAUUUAUUAUCUGAAAAUAGUGAAUGGUUUACAAUUGAUAAGCUACUAACAUCCAGAUGUGUGGUAAUUGAGGUACAAAAGUGUUCGCUGACGAAUUUCGAAUUGGAUGAAUACCUAAGGAAAUGGCAAAACGGGGACUAUCCAAAUCUCGAGUACUUUUUCACAAGUGGGAUGUAUUUGAAUGAUUGGAGUCCGAUUUUGGAAAUGAUGCCACCAAUUAAUGAUAUUAUAAAUACCCAAAUUAUCGAGAAGAAAAUGGGGUCGAUCAAUCGGGCAGUUUUAUACGGUGUCAAAACUCAGCGAGCCGAUGGAGUUGUUGCAUGGGUUCGAAUGGUGCAGUACUGGGAGCCUAGUGGUCUCGUGAUUAUGAAGUUUUCGAUGAUUGUUUUGAAUUAA
This is a messenger RNA of Caenorhabditis remanei, 930 nucleotides long. RefSeq lists its product as uncharacterized. NCBI's taxonomy places the organism in Eukaryota, Metazoa, Nematoda, Chromadorea, Rhabditida, Rhabditidae. Gene Ontology annotation, molecular function: protein binding. The record is from RefSeq and is a predicted model, not a curated record. The transcript is spliced from 3 exons. Gene Ontology annotation, biological process: embryo development. The coding region runs from base 1 to 930 and encodes 309 amino acids.